Molecule: messenger RNA, 3038 nt
Organism: Bufo gargarizans (Asiatic toad)
Lineage: Eukaryota; Metazoa; Chordata; Amphibia; Anura; Bufonidae
Gene: WHAMM
Product: WASP homolog associated with actin, golgi membranes and microtubules
Exons: 10
Coding region: 161-2449 (762 amino acids)
Biological process (GO): endoplasmic reticulum to Golgi vesicle-mediated transport; Arp2/3 complex-mediated actin nucleation
Cellular component (GO): cytoplasm; endoplasmic reticulum-Golgi intermediate compartment membrane
Molecular function (GO): actin binding; Arp2/3 complex binding
Source: RefSeq, a predicted model, not a curated record
GCAUUUCCAGGCAGCAGCCAAUGGCGAGUAAGGUGGAAAGUCCCGGCUGAGGUCGUGUUUAUGUGCGGCCAUUAUAGGGGGACAGAGCUGUCACCUGUCACUUGUGGAGUGACACCUGACUGGGGACAUCACAUGUCUGUGUAGAGGCUGGGGAGCCGCCAUGGACGGUGACAGGAUGGACAGUCUGGAGGGCUGGGUGGCCGUGCGGCCCAACCUCUUCCAGGAGCCGGAGCGCUACAAGAUGGGCUUCAUCGUGGCCUGGAACCAGGUGGACGGCAAGUUCGCGGUGACCUGUCACAACCGGUCAGCGCAGCGGAGGAAGCGGCUGGAGGGGGAGGACGGGGAGCAGAGCAGCUGGGCCGGGCUGUACAGCGUGCAAGACCUGGAGCACAUCCACCGGCAGCUGAGCUCGGUGUGCGGCCGCCUGCAGCCCUGGUUCCCCAGCUUCCCGGCCCAGCAGCCGGCGGGGAGCCUGUGGACGCUGCUCUUCCCCCAUGCCCCGUCCUGGGAGGGCAGCUCGGAGGACCUGGACGCGCUGUGCCGGGCCCUGGAGGCCUACCUGGGCGCCGCCAUAGAGGAGUGUGGCCGCCAGAUCGUGCUGGACGUGCUGUUCCCGGAAGACGUGGAAGACGCCGAGAAGUACUUCGAAAACCUCCACGAAUUCCGCAAGAAGAGCCUGGAGGAGCAAGUGUCCCGUGCCAAGGAGAGCCUGCGGACGGUGCGGAUCCUUCAUCAGCACAAAAAUGCAGAUAAAAUGAUGUCUUUACUGAAAGUUUAUGUGGAAGAAGAUGAAGCCUUCACAGAGUUGGUUACCGUGGCAACCCAGUUCCACCUCUACUUGCUGCAGCCUUUCAGGGACAUGCGAGAGCUGGCAAUAUUGUACAAGCUGGAAAUCCUGAAAUCAUUGGAAGUAGAUGAUUUAGGCCCAAAACGCAUAGAGGCUUUGCAGAAGGAGGCUGAUAAAUGGAACACAACGGCAGAAGAGGCAGAGCGCUCCAUACAGAAUAUAACUGUGAAUUAUUUCAAGGAGACUUCAAAAGCACUGGCUGCAAUGCAAAAACAGAUGGAGCUGGAUGGAAGGAGAUUUGGACAAGCCACAUGGGCCUCAGCAGUGCCUAGAUUGGAGAGGAUCAAGUCUAUGUUGGCAAAGGAAAGUCUUCAGCAUAUGCGAUCGAAGGGGCUGUGCCUGAAUCAGAAGAGGGCUGCUAUCAAGCAAAGUAUGGAGAACCUGAGUAACUCUGAUGGGGUCAUUGCAUGCUUGGAUCGGCUGGAGUUGCAGUACUAUGAGACUCAGCUAGAAUUAUAUGAUGUUCAAUUUGAAAUAUUGAAACAUGAAGAAAUGUUGCUCAUAGCGGAACUAAACACGCUACGGAGGCAAAUGAAAGAAAAAGAAGAGGAGGUAGUCUAUUAUGACACGUGUGAAGAUCCUCAGGAACUGCAGACCUUUGAGCAGUCCAGUAAUGGUGCAACAUACACAAUGCUCAGAAGAAAGGCGCAGCAGCUCGAGUCAAAACGGGGGAAUAUCUGUUCAAGACGAGCAUUACUGAGGAACAAAAAAGAUCAGUGCAUAGAGACACAAGAGCUUAAGCGUCAGCAGUACCAGGAAACACAGAGGCGGCUUCAGCAGCAUCAUUUUGUACAGAUGAAAAGAGACAAGAAAAAAGAAGAGGAGAAAAAGAAAAAAGAAUGGGUUGAUCAAGAACGUCAAAAAGCACUACAGAGAUUAAAAAGCUUUAAAGAUAAAAAAGAAUCUCAUGUUGUACUGAAAACCUCUCGAAUGCAGUCACAUGUACCCAGUAACUCCAUGGGGAGCUUAAAACCUCCUAAGGAAGCCAAGGGGCCCACAAGUGGUUCAGCAGACAUCCCUGACCAGAUCCUUGUUCAGAGAGGAAAUUCUGAGUGUAGAUGGUCCAGUGAUGACCCCUCCAAGCAAGAUCAUUUUCCACCGCAACCUGUUGUUCCUCCACCACCUCCUCCUCCUCCUCUUCCUCCUCCUCCAACAGCACCUCCCCCUCCCCCUCCUUUACCAUCACAGACUUUGCUGCUGGGUAAUCCAGCUCACAUACCUCAUUCAUCUAAGACUCAAAAACUUCAUGAACAUCAAGUGUUGAUAGGUGAAAAUCAAACUACUCCAGAAAAAUUAAAAGCCAAUUUUAAUCAACACUCAGGUUCCAUGGAAGAGGUGUUGGCAUCGUUGAAACGAAGUGAGAACCUCCUCCGCAGGGUGGAACCACCUCGGCCUUCAGUCACCAGUACAAGAGACAGUAUUUUAAUGGCUAUAAGACAAGGAGUAACACUGAAGAAAGUGCAGAAGGAUCCUGUGCCUAAAGGGCCUGAAAAUGAACUGGAGCAGAGUAUAAGAGCAGCGAUGAUGCGGAUGAAAAAAGUAUCUGCCGACUCCGAUGAUGAAGAGAAGAGCGAAUAUAUUAGUGGGGAUUGGGACAGUUAAGGGGAUACACACUGCUACCAGAUUUAUGAAGAUUGACUUUACUUUUUAUGCUUAUCUCACAAUCUUCUAUGCUGGUUUUGUGACAUCACAUAGUCACAGGCAAUCAUUUUAAUGAUCAGAAGAAAAUCACAGUAUACUAGCAUCAUAACCUCUAUGGCUGACAAAACAGUAUUGCCCUUCUAGUAGAACUCCCUCAAAGGUCAAACAUGUUGGGAGAAUAUGGGGGUCAUUUAUCAAAUGUGUAAAGUAGAACGGGCUUACUUGCCUAUAGCAACAAAUCCGAUUCCUCCUUUCAUUUUUCACGGCUCCUUUGGAAAAUAAAAGGUGGAAUCUGAUUGGUUGCUAUGGGCAAAUAAACCAGUUCUACUUUACACCAGUUUGAUAAAUCUUCCCCUAUGUUCUUAAAUGUCCAUUCACCUCUGAUAUGCCUUUAGCCAGAUAUUAACAGGUGUAACAUGGAUAGCACUAGAGUCUUCCUUAAUUUCUACAUAUGAAAUGCACUGGAAAUAUUUUAAUUAAUAAUUAAUUUAGAUACCUUCAUGCCUUGAUUAUAAAUGUAAAGUCUACAUUAAAAGGCCACUUAAUACAA